Molecule: messenger RNA, 1259 nt
Organism: Vigna angularis (adzuki bean)
Lineage: Eukaryota; Viridiplantae; Streptophyta; Magnoliopsida; Fabales; Fabaceae
Exons: 9
Coding region: 104-1129 (341 amino acids)
Biological process (GO): protein methylation
Cellular component (GO): nucleus
Molecular function (GO): protein methyltransferase activity
Source: RefSeq, a predicted model, not a curated record
AGAGAUAUGAAGAAAUAAACAGGAAAUCCUGAAAUUUUUUGAAAACACGAUUCCGUCGUGACAGCAUCAAACGACGUCGUAGGUUGAAGCAGGAGGUAGGGUAAUGGAAUCGGAAGUGGAAAAGAAGGGUGGCGAGGAAGUGAUGAGCGAGGUCCACCUGGGUUGCCCACCCGAUUUCACCGGAUCCUAUAUUUCCCUUUUCACCAUUUCAUUUUCCGAUGUUUCUCGCACCACACACCUUCAUCCUUCGCAGCACAAUCCUUUACACGCUAACAAGCUUCAGUUAGAUCAAGAUGGUGACCUUCUUCUCCCUCGGCGACGCUCCACACAUACCCCAUUUUCAUGUAAUAGCUUUAGUGUCAGAAUCCAGCACAACAUCACAUCGACAAUUCCAAAUGUUGGCCUGCAGGUUUGGAAAGCGGAACUAGUAUUGUCAGAUUUUAUAUUGCAUAAAGAGUCAUGCUCCUCUGAACUUCAGGGAGUUAUUGCAUUAGAACUAGGCGCUGGAACUGGCUUGGUGGGUUUAUUACUAGCACGUGUUGCGAAUACAGUGUUCCUAACAGACUAUGGGACUGAAAUACUUGACAACUGUGCAAAAAAUGUUCAGCUUAAUUUUGGAUUAUUGAAUUAUCAAGCCAAAAUUCAUGUACGCGAACUUGAUUGGUUUAAUCUCUGGCCUCCAAAAGCAAAAAUAGAAGAGGCUCCUGGCGCUCAAAAGUAUUCUUGGACUUCUAAAGAAAUUGAAGAAGUAGAGAAUGCUUCUUUGCUGGUGGCUGCUGAUGUUAUUUAUUGUGAUGAGCUGACUGAUGCAUUUUUCAGUACGUUAGAGAGAUUAAUGUCAAGGGGUUCAGCGAAGGUGUUAUACAUGGCGCUGGAAAAGCGCUACAACUUCUCUCUUUCAGACCUUGAUGUUGUUGCAAAUGGAUAUUCACAUUUUCGAAGCUAUCUUAGGGAUGAGGAUGAAAUUGAAAGUUUUGAGUCUGUAAGCACGUCUAAUUUUGUUGGGAAGCGGAUAGACAUCUCUCAAAUUCCACAGUAUAUUGGAGAAUAUGAUAGAGGAAGUGAUGUUGAGAUUUGGCAGAUCAAGUACUUAAAAUCCAAACAUGAAGCCUCAGUUGCUCCUGGGUAAAAUUUUGAAGGGCAGAGGCUUUUGGCAAAAAUAAAAAUAUUAAAGAAAGUUUAUUUUUUAUUUAUUGAAAAUCAUGUUGGAAUGCAUAGGAAAUCACGGCAUGCGAACAUUUAUAACAUUUAAAAAUUAC